AUGAGUAUAAAUAGAUAUAGUUUUAAAACAAUGAGUAGUAUGCUGAAAGAUAAAACACCUCAGUAUUUUGAUAUACAACCACAUACAAAUAUAAAAUGUAUUGUACAUCCUUCUGUAAUAUUUACAAUUUUAGAUUCAUAUUUAAGAAGAGAUGAAGAUCAAACUCAUGUGAUUGGAACAUUGAUGGGAUCUAUUAUUGAUACUAAUUUGGUUGAAAUAUCUGAUUGCUUUGUUGAUAAGCAUUCGUUAAAUGAGGGCGGUUUUUUGCAAAUAAUAAAAGAUCAUCAUGAAACCAUGUAUGAAUUAAAACAAAAAAUUCGUCCAAGAGAUCAAGUUGUUGGGUGGUUUUGUUCAGGAUCAGAAUUAUCAGAAUUAUCAUGUGCGGUUCAUGGAUGGUUUAAAGAACAUAAUUCUAUUUCUAAAUUUUAUCCACAUUCUCCAUUAAAUGAACCUAUACAUUUAUUAGUAGAUGCAUCAUUAGAAAGUGGGUUCUUAAAUGUUAAAGCAUAUGUACAAUUACCUAUUAAUUUAGUUAAAGAAUAUUUUGUUCAUUUUCAUGAAAUUCAAAUUGAAUUAUUACCAUGCAAUAUUGAAAGAGCUGAUGUUGCCAAAAUAACUGAAAAAAUAACAAAAGGUGGAGAUAAAGAAAAAUUAUUAAAUAAUGAAAUUGAUGAAAAUUCAUUAAAAAAAUUAUUAAUUAUGUUAAAAAAUUGUAAAUCAUAUGUACAAGAUAUUGUUGAUAAAAAAAAAAAAGGAAAUGUAGCUAUAGGAAGAUAUUUACAUAAAGUUUUUUCAAAUGAUCCUUUUAUAUCAGUAGAAAAAUUUGAUUCUAUAAAUGAAAGUAUUUUACAAGAUAAUUUAAUGAUUUCAUAUUUAUCAAAUUUAGCACACUUACAAUUUUUAAUUGCUGAAAAAUUAAAUACCUCUUCUAUGCAAUAA
Plasmodium yoelii is the source of this 939-nucleotide messenger RNA. RefSeq lists its product as uncharacterized. Gene Ontology annotation, molecular function: translation initiation factor activity; metallopeptidase activity; translation initiation factor binding. The record is from RefSeq and is a predicted model, not a curated record. Gene Ontology annotation, biological process: translational initiation. The coding region runs from base 1 to 939 and encodes 312 amino acids. Lineage: Eukaryota; Apicomplexa; Aconoidasida; Haemosporida; Plasmodiidae. The transcript has 2 exons. Gene Ontology annotation, cellular component: eukaryotic translation initiation factor 3 complex, eIF3m.